CAGGGGACGCUGUGGGGAGUGCCGAUUGACGUCAGAAGACUCGCGCGUAAAUCGUAUUUAGGUCGGAAGUAAAGUUUAUGAACAAAAGUGGGGGGGGGGGAGUAAGUCGGAAGUUGAGAGCGCUCGGCUUUGUUUUGGUGCAAUGGAAGUAGACAAUGGCGGCGAAGCCGCCGGGCGGACGGUGAGUUUCUCUCAAGUCGCAACCGUCGCCGGAGGAUGGAUGCUCGACUUCUCGUUUCUAAGUCUGUGCCGGUUCUUCAAGGAGCGCAGAUUCGACGAGUUCAACGACUCUCUGUUGAUUUUGCAGGCUAUUACCCAAAGUCCUUUUAUCGGCAGAAACGAUCACGUCCAGAAAAAGAUGAUUUCAUCCAUCCUGACCAGAGUAAUGCAUGGACAACACCUAGAUACUCAAUUUGAAGAAGAUGAUCGUGUGAUGCCUCUGAUGUCUGCAGCCGUCAUAUGGUCAAACAUGAGAGACACUGUAGCAGAUGAACACUUGUUCGAAAGCAUUGCCACCCUCUUGAUUAUCCAAUCUUCGGCUGUGUGCUUGGAGAAAGGUGAAAGGGCCAAGGCUUCCUUUGCCCUCACGUGGCUUAAAGAGAAUCUUGACAUUCCACAGAAUUUACAGGUCAAGCUGUCUGCAAUCUGUAAAAAAGGGGACAUCUACCACCCAUUUCUCCUCAACUUCAGCUUCAGCCACCUGCUAGAAAUGGUCCAGACAUACUUGGAUGCUUUUCAGAGGGAGAAGCCCUCCAACUUCCUGCUCCAGGCCGCAACUAAGGUGGCCCUGUCAUCUCCGGAGGUGAGGAACGACUCGGUGGCACAGGAGGAAUCUCUCGCAGACACAACGAACAAAUCCACAGAGGAUUCGGAGCAGAAAAAGAAGAGCUGUCCAGGUCUGGGACAGAAAAAGAAACUCCUAUGGAUGAAAAACCCUGAGCUGCAGCAAUUUGUUUACUGCAAGAAUGUUAAAUUAGUUCUUGAAAAACUGUCACUGAAAGACAAAAAUCCUCUGAAUUUUGUCCAAACGUUACCUGAGACAUCACAGAACACCACGGGUAUUAAAAGAACCAAGAAGAAAUGGACUUGGGCGCUGGAUCAGAAGCUGGUGAAGGGUGUGAGACGUCAUGGCGAGGGGAAAUGGUCGCGCAUCUUGAUGGAUGAUGACUUUGAGGGACGUACUGGCACCAUGCUUAAAGACCGCUGGCGGAUUUUAAAAAGAAAAUAAUUCAGCCGAAGAGAGGGCGCCUAACCCACAGCAUCAGGUAACGACGUGGGCUUUUUAAGAGCAUUGUAUCCGAAAACUUUUUGUUGGAAGGACUGAACAAUAUUUAGUCUUUUAGAAAGCACAAUAAACGUACAAAAAUG
Lampris incognitus (smalleye Pacific opah) is the source of this 1368-nucleotide messenger RNA. It is a transcript of the gene terf1, whose product is annotated as telomeric repeat binding factor (NIMA-interacting) 1. NCBI's taxonomy places the organism in Eukaryota, Metazoa, Chordata, Actinopteri, Lampriformes, Lampridae. Gene Ontology annotation, cellular component: nucleus; chromosome, telomeric region. Bases 143 to 1228 code for a protein of 361 amino acids. The record is from RefSeq and is a predicted model, not a curated record. Gene Ontology annotation, molecular function: protein homodimerization activity; telomeric repeat DNA binding. Gene Ontology annotation, biological process: telomere maintenance. The transcript has 11 exons.